Messenger RNA from Morchella sextelata, 2010 nucleotides. RefSeq lists its product as uncharacterized. Gene Ontology annotation, molecular function: zinc ion binding; DNA-binding transcription factor activity, RNA polymerase II-specific. Bases 1 to 2010 code for a protein of 669 amino acids. The transcript has 4 exons. Gene Ontology annotation, biological process: regulation of DNA-templated transcription. The record is from RefSeq and is a predicted model, not a curated record. Lineage: Eukaryota; Fungi; Ascomycota; Pezizomycetes; Pezizales; Morchellaceae.
AUGAACAUCAACACUCUCCUGUCAAACGAACCUGUCGUUCGAACAUCCCGAACCUACAACAGCUUUGCACCGGAAGUCACUACUCCUUAUCACAACAGUGCAGCCGUCAUGACGCCUCCGAAGUCGUUGUCACCAACCUCUAGUUGCAAGAGUGUCCACUUUAGAAUUUGCGGCGGGGUAUCGGAGCCCAAAACACUACACAUCUUCCCGCAUGACACAACGGAAUCGAUUACAACGACGGUCAAGAACAUGUUUGCACUCUCCACCCACAAAGACUCUGCUCUCAGUUUUCAAGACCCCGAAGGAAAGUAUAUGAUUCUACAGCACGAGAAUUUUGAGGAUGGCAUGACUGUCUUUGUCCGUGUUGAAGAAGCCCCCCACCGUUAUUCAUAUGAAAUCCAUCCGUCGCUAUUAAACCAUCUAGAGCCUUCUGCGAGGAGCGUCUCCCCCAGCGCUGCCCGAGGAAGACGUAGCGCCAGUACUGGCGGUCGCUCAAAAGCCCUCAAACGUCCGGCUUCUAGUCACAAUUGGGAGUAUAAGCAGGAGCGCUUUGACUCUUAUGCGCAAACUCAUUUACCAGGUGUUUCCGUAGCGCCGUUGGGAUUCAUGACCUACGAGGAGGAACAGAGGAACAGACUUGAACCUCUUGCAAGUGCGGAAAUCAGUCUUGAUAAUAUCCUCGAAGGCUCAAGAAGGAAAAGGCCAAAGUUCUCGUCAGACGAACUUCCGCUAUACCCCCCUACAGCUUUACCCAGGAAUGAUGGUUCGAGUGCUUCGUCUGCUAGUCCCACACGUCCAGUUGGAGAAGUCACAACUCCAUACACUCAUCGAAACUAUGGUUACCCCCAUCCCACACCCCCAUCUGCCUAUGGUGGCUACCCUGGAAACAGCGCUCAAGUGCAGAACCCCUGGCCACAGUCGCGAACGGGCGGGAACGGCGCUUUCCCUACACCUGCGCCUACAAUUGCAUCGUGUAUCUCAGAUGAAGAAGUUGCUGUACAACUUAUGCGACUUGGUGGCAAUAGGAUAGAGAAUUGCUCCGUAACAACUUCAACACGAGAAGAUAACUACGAAGAAGAGGAGGAAGAGGGAUUCUCCUCGGGCGGAGGCGAAUAUGGUGACGAUGGACGAAGCGACACCACUGAGCUACCCGACCCACUAAACAACGAGAUCCUACCGAGUUUCGACACCACUGAACCGAGCGAUAACGAAGACUUGCCAUCUCCACCAAUACCGUCUCCACACACACAACAGCUGUACUCAUACAGGGAUGACCCACCAAGGGUUGAAUCACAUCGACCCUAUGCAAUUGGUGCCGAGGAGGAAGAAGAAUAUGAAGACUUACUUGAUGAUGAUGCUGAUGAAACUUACAUUGGCAAAGAGGAGGAGGAAGAAGAUGAUGAUGCUGAUUAUGAUGAAGAUUUGGAUGAUGUUCCAUUGAUGAAGACUGUUCGUGGAAGAAAGCUAUCAUCCGCACCCUCAGCCCCUUCGGCGCCGCCAAGCAAUGCGGGAAUCAGUCUAAAGACCAAGCCUGCUCUACCUAAGGGCUUCGUUAGAGCAACUAAGCGCAAGAAUCAACCCACAUUGCAGACGAAUGGACUCAAGAAACCUAGACCCCUGCCAGAGACACAGUGGCCUAUCUCUCCUGCGUCUCCACCAUCUAGCCUCACACUCACCCUCACUACACCCACCUCGCUAUACGGUCAGCAGACAGCGACCCCAGUGGAUGAUCGACCACACCAGCACCACCUCGGACCCGACGAGCCGUCAAUGAAGCCUCGAUGCCAACGCUGUCGGAAAUCCAAGAAGGGCUGUGACAGAGCACGACCGUGCCAAAGAUGCAAGGACGCAGGAAUUGGAGCUGAUGGGUGUAUCUCUGAGGAUGAAGCAGGGACGAGGCGAGGGCGACAGGCAGCUGCCGCUGCGAGGAAAGCCGCUGCUGGAGGUGGAGUAGGGGUUUUGGGAAAACUGAAGAGUAAGACCAAGAAGAAGAAGAUCUUGGUGGAGUGA